This is a messenger RNA of Rubroshorea leprosula, 1143 nucleotides long. Lineage: Eukaryota; Viridiplantae; Streptophyta; Magnoliopsida; Malvales; Dipterocarpaceae. The record is from the annotation of a GenBank genome assembly.
AGCCUUACAUAUAUUUUUAUUCCCAAUUUUUCUUUUCAAGAGAGUUGCAGCAUACACGUGAACUCUUUUCUCCACAAAAACAAGCAUUUCACAGCACUGUUCGUAUUUAACUCUGCGACCAUGACUGCUGCUGUCCCCUCAGCAACCACCAAGGGCCGUGUCCUGAUAGUCGGAGCUACCGGUUUCAUUGGUCAGUUCGUGACAGAGGCCAGCCUUAACUCCGGCCGUCCCACCUAUAUCCUCAUCCGCCCAAGCUCUGCUGGCAACCCUUCUAAGACCAAAAUCAUCAAAGCAUUCCAAGACAAAGGCGCCAUAGUCUUACAUGUUCAAACUCCUCUUUUUUCCCUUCUACUCUCUCCUUUUCCUUUGGAUAAUUGAUAUUUUACAUGUUCUCUUUCAAAACUUUCUUACAAACCCAUGAACACACUUAUUAAAAAUAGUCAAUCAUAUAAAUAGCAGCUCGAGUUUGUAAAAAUGUUUUUAUAAAAAUGUUUUAUAAGGCAAGCAUUAUGUUCUUACUAAUAUAGCAAUAUCACUCACCUUCAUUCGCCCUUUUUUAUUUUUUUUUUUAUUUUUUUCAAUAAACACCUUCAUUUGCUCUUUGUUUCUUUCUUCAGUACAAUAAGUGACAUAAAAUUGCAUGUGUUUAUAGGGACUGAUAAAUGAUAGGGAAUUAAUGGAGAAACUGCUGAAAGAGCAGCAGAUAGAAACAGUAAUAUCAGCGGUUGGUGGGGAGAAAAUAUUAGACCAACUCCCUUUAAUUCAAGCCAUGAAAGCUGUUGGUUCUAUAAAGGAACUUUGAGCUACUGCUUGCUUGUUUGGUGCACUGAGCAUUUUUGGAACAUUUUAGAUUUAUUCAGUUCAUUUGAUGUUCAUUAAGUUGAUUUAGAAUGUUCAAUGAUGUAGUUCAUUUCUUCAUUUCUCUCUUUCUUUCUUUUUUUUUUCCUCUAUAACAUAGAUUAAUUCCUUUUGUUUGUUUGUUUUUUUUUUUUUCUGUCUUCUUUCUUUUUCUGUAAUGAGGCUUAAUUCCUCUGUAUCUGUUCUUGAUCUUCUUUCUUUACUAAAGAAAGAAAAGAAGGAAAUAUGAAUCUCUUAAUGUGGUUUAAUUUUUCUGUUUCUUGGUAAGAAAGAAAGGAUCCAGUU